Molecule: messenger RNA, 603 nt
Organism: Athene cunicularia (burrowing owl)
Lineage: Eukaryota; Metazoa; Chordata; Aves; Strigiformes; Strigidae
Gene: TEX261
Product: testis expressed 261
Exons: 2
Coding region: 1-603 (200 amino acids)
Biological process (GO): endoplasmic reticulum to Golgi vesicle-mediated transport
Cellular component (GO): endoplasmic reticulum membrane; COPII-coated ER to Golgi transport vesicle; Golgi membrane
Molecular function (GO): COPII receptor activity
Source: RefSeq, a predicted model, not a curated record
AUGAGUGCCCCCGAGGUUCCUGACAUUCUGUGGAAGCCCCAGAGUUUGGGGGGGGUGUCCCCUGGGUGCCUCAGAGAGUUGUGGGGAGCAGGGGGGGGGAGACCUCUGCCCUUUGGUUUCUCACCGUGUUUGGGGGGGUCCCUGCCAGCCCACGGGGCUAAGCCAGGCUUUUCUCCCACAGCUGCCGGGCUUUACUACCUGGCGGAGCUGAUUGAGGAGUACACGGUUGUCACCAGGAGGAUAAUCAAGUACAUGAUCUGGUUCUCCUCGGCCGUGCUGGUUGGCCUCUACCUCUUUGAACACUUUCCGGGGUUCAUGGUGGGCGUGGGGCUCUUCACCAACCUCGUCUACUUCGGUUUGCUGCAGACCUUCCCCUUCAUCGUCCUGACGUCCUCCAACUUCAUCCUGUCCUGCGGUGAGUGGGGCCGUCGCCUUCCCCUGGGAGCAGCCGGAACCUUCGUCCCCCCCAUCACCAACGCAGGGUGGCAGCAAAAGUUUGGCUUUGGCUGGUGCAGCCCCUCCCGCUGGGGCUUUGCAAAGGACUUUGAGCUUUGUGUGGUGCUUUUUUACGCUGCGGCUGCGAUAAUUGAGGGCUGGGCCUGA